AUGACACGAACAAAUCUGCAAAUCGAAAAAGAUGCCAUCGUUAUCGGCGGUGGCUUCGGCGGUUGCAAUGCCCUCUACAAGCUCCGCAACCUCGGUCUCUCCGUCAAUCUGAUCGAAGCCGGAAGUGCCUUUGGUGGUGUGUGGCACUGGAACCGCUACCCAGGUGCUCGGGUGGACAGCGAGAUGCCUUCUUAUCAAUUCAACAUCCCUGCUGUGUGGAAGAGUUGGAAUUGGUCGCAGCGGUUCCCCGGGGAUGAGGAGCUACGCCGCUACUUCCGCCAUGUUGACGAUGUCUUGGGUCUGAGCAAGGAUACCUUGUUCAAUACCAUUGUCACCCGUGUACAGUAUGACUCUUCCACGAGAAGGUGGAUUGUUUCCACCAACACGGGGCUACAAGCUACCUGCAAGUACCUCAUUGCCGCGACAGGGUCUUCCUACAAGAAGCAUUUCCCACAGUUCCAGGGGUUGGAUCGGUUUACUGGAAGGCUUGUCCAUGCCGCUGACUACCCCAAGUCCCUUGAAAUCAAAGGAAAGCGCGUUGGUAUUGUCGGAAAUGGUGCAUCAGGACUGCAGAUUGUGCAAGACCUCGCGAAAGAGGACUGUGAGCUGAACGUUUUCAUCCGGACCCCAUGCUUCGCCAUUCCCAUGGGGCAGCGAGAGGUCUCCCAUGGAGAGUCGGAGAUGAUGAAAGGCUACUACGAUGGUAUCUUCGACCGCUGCUAUAAAUCAAUCACUGGCUUCCCUCACAACACCCUCUUUCAAUCCGCCCUGCAAGCCUCCCCAGAGGAAAGGAAGAUUUUGUUCGACGAGCUUUGGGCUCGAGGCGGGUACAACUUUCUUGUGUCAAACUACUAUGACUUCUUGCUGAACGAGAAGGCGAAUUCUAUCUUCUACGACUAUUGGGUGCAGAAGGUGCGGGCUCGCAUGACAGAUCCUAUUAAGAUGGACAUGGUCGCUCCGCUGAAGCAACACAUGCUGGUGGGAACUAAGCGGCCGAGUCUCGAGCAGGACUACUAUGAGAUGAUCGACCGUCCCAAUGUCAAACUGCAUGAUCUGAAACAGUCGCCUAUUGUUGAGUUCAGUGCUACCGGGUUGGUUACCAGUGACGGUGCUGGUACAAAGCACCACGAUUUGGACGUCGUUAUCUGCGCAACUGGAUACGAUGCUGUCACUGGUAGUCUUUUAGAUCUAGGAAUCACAGACAAGAAUGGCCAGUCACUGAGGGAGAAGUGGAGCAAUGGGGUCUUGACUCAUCUGGGUCUGAUGAUUCCCGAAGUCCCCAAUUUCUUCAUGGUGUAUGGCCCUCAAGCGCCUACUUCCUUGGCCAACGGACCUCCUUUCAUCGAGAUGGAAGUUGACUGGAUUUGCGACGUUAUCUCGAAGAUGAGGAAGGAAGGACUGGACUCGAUUCAGCCCACUGAAAAGGCGGCCGAGGCAUGGCGCGACCAUGUCGUUGUUGUAAGUGAGCAUACGUUGUACCCGAAGACCGACUCCUGGUACAUGGGAUCAAACAUCCCCGGGAAGCGACGAGAACCCCUGAUCUACCUUGGUGGAAUACAACGCUGGUGGCAGAAUUGUACAGAGGCUCUGCCCAGUUGGGACGGAUUUGCAGUGGCAUAG
This is a messenger RNA of Penicillium brevicompactum, 1620 nucleotides long. Its product is annotated as flavin-containing monooxygenase. The coding region runs from base 1 to 1620 and encodes 539 amino acids. NCBI's taxonomy places the organism in Eukaryota, Fungi, Ascomycota, Eurotiomycetes, Eurotiales, Aspergillaceae. The transcript has a single exon. Gene Ontology annotation, molecular function: oxidoreductase activity. The record is from RefSeq and is a predicted model, not a curated record.